CGGAAAACAUGAGUUCAAGACGGGGCGAUACACGUCGUUCGCGGCCACAGAAGCACCAAAACACAUUCGCAUUUAAGAACGAUCUGCACGACAAGCAAACGCCGCUAAUAAAACUCAUCACCAACCUAAACGUGUGUGAAGUGUGCGAACAUUGCAAGAGCGUCAUCGACUGGAAGAUAAAGUACCGCAAGUACAAACCACUAACGCAACCCAAAUCAUGCAGCAAAUGUGGCGAACGAAAGGUGAAGCGUGCCUACCAUGUGAUUUGCCGUGAUUGUGCCCUAGCCAAUCGGUGCUGUGCGAAAUGUUUGAAGUCGGCCGACGAAGCCGGAAGUAUCAUUCCACCGGAACCGACGGAACAGGAGCAGGUUAAGCUGAAGGCCGAAAUGGAUCAGCUAUUAAAAUCGCUACCGGAGCGCAAGCGGCGAACGUUCCUGCGCUACAUGAACCGCGGGCAGAGGAAAAAGCGACAGGCGGUCGCCGAUCAGGAUGGUUCGGAUGACGAUCAAAGCGAGGGAAGGAAGAAAAGGGAAAAAUUCGUUAUGCCUCGCACGAGGGAAGAAUUGCUGGAAAAGUUCGCUCAGCUCAAGCUGGCUGCCGGUAAGGAAGGCGAGGAGGGAGAAGACGGUGACGAUGAUUACAGCAGUGAUGAUGAAGAUUAUGAAGACCUCAGCGAUGAGGAUUUAUCAAAAAGUUCUGGAACGAAAUAAAUGCUCUUAAUUUACAUCAUCGGAA
Messenger RNA from Anopheles maculipalpis, 735 nucleotides. RefSeq lists its product as uncharacterized. Bases 9 to 710 code for a protein of 233 amino acids. Lineage: Eukaryota; Metazoa; Arthropoda; Insecta; Diptera; Culicidae. The transcript has a single exon. The record is from RefSeq and is a predicted model, not a curated record.